AGUACAUCCGGGACAUUGCGGUCUCACAUGUCAGAGCCUCAGCUGUCAGGACUCCUUCAUGUGGAGAACUGUUCCCGUGAAAACACUGACCUUUUGGAGAACACAUGGCGUUGAUGGGGAUCCAGUUGGUGGUCAGCUUGCUGGCUGCCAGUAUCAUGCAGAGGAUGGCUCCUCACUGCUCAUUUGCGCGAUGGCUUCUCUGUAACGGCAGCUUGUUCCGGUUCAAACACCCUUCAGAGGGAGAGCUGUGUGCGCUGGCAGGGAAACAGAUGCCCAAACCAAACAGGAGAGACAGGAGGCAGAAUGGUGAAAGUAAACCACUAACUGUGCCUAAAGAUAUCGACCUUCACUUGGACAAGGCCCCAGUCAAUGUUAUGGAUGCCCUUGUGCUGCGCUUCUUCCUGGAAUACCAGUGGCUUGUAGAUUUUGCAGUCUAUGCAACUGGAGUGUUUAUUUUCACUGAGUGCUACUACAGUGUUGUAGAUGCCAGCAAAGAGGUCAACAUUGGGGCCAUCUGGUGUGUUUUGACAGUUCUCUUUGGCCUAAAAACUCUUCACACUUUGAUGAGUCACUACUUUAGCUCAGAGGAGGGAGGUGAGCGCUCUGUGUGCCUCGCCUUUGGUUUUCUGUCUUUGCUGGUGGCCAUGUUGGUUCUGGUGGUCAGAGAAGAUUACCUGGAAUUUGGACUUGAGCCAGGAUUCAACAGUCUGUUCAGCAACCUGGAAGUCUUUGUGAAGCAGCAGGGUUAUGCCGAUUGGUCAGUCCCAGUAACCAAGCUUACAGUGAAGCUUGGUCUAGCUGCUGUGUGUGCCUACAUUGGAUCUCUUUUGGCUUUUCCUGGACUUAGACUGGCUCAGACCCAUCUUGAUGCUGUCCAGAUGAACUCAGAUCGACCAAUAAUCCAGAUUCUGCUGCACAUGAGUUUCAUGUCCCCAGUCAUUGUGUUGAUCCUGUGGGUGAAGCCUAUUGCAAGAGACUUCCUGGCCAAUGCACCAAUGGGAAAGACCUCUAUUACAAUAGUGUCUAGUUCAGCCUUUGACAGUAUGCGUUUGGGGAUCAUUGUGGCUCUCUGCGUGCUGCGGUUGGCCCUAACCCGCCAUCACCUCCAGGCUUACCUCAACAUUGCACAGAAGUGGGUGGAGCAAAUGAAAAAGGAAGCUGGACGCAUUGCUGCUAUUGACAUUCAAAGGAAGGUUACUCGAGUGUUUUGCUACCUGACAGUAGUGACUCUGCAGUAUCUGAUUCCCAUAUUACUGAUUCUCUUCUCCACUUUGGCUCUAAAGGCACUGGGAGACUUCUCGUGGACCCCUGGAGCAGAGCAGGCCCCUGGUGUGACCCCAGCUCUGGUCUUACCCACAGCAGUGCCUGUAGUGUCUGGGGUCCUGGAGGAGGAUGAGGAGGGGGUGGACUACAUGGAGGAAGACAUCCAGGCUACAGUGGCCCGCCUGUCUGAAACUUUCACUGCCCUUCGAUCUGUGCUCACUCCGCUGUUUUUCAGAGGCUUCUUUGCUUUCCUCACCUGGUGGGUCGCUGCCUGUCAAGUCCUCAGCUCACUCUUCGGCAUCUACUUCCACCAGUACCUCAUGCACAGCUAAAUGUGAUCAAUAAAAGGACUAAUGGUUAUAAAGAAAACCUAAUAUAACUGCUUAAGAUGCUGUUUACAUAUGCAGCUAUACAUUUCUGAACUUGUGCCAUCCAUCACCCAGACUUCCUUCUCCUCAGAUUCUUCCUACAACUACUACAAAGGGAUGCUGCAUGCCAAGAAGGACUAGUUACUACUAGUAUUUGCCAAUAUAUAUUAUUCAACCAUAUGUAACUACAUGAAGGGUUUUCAACAUGGCGGAAAAGUAAGAUACAUUCACAAAGUGCGUUAAUAAAAAUAUAAAUCUCAGUUUUUCAUUAGUUCAUCUUAAAUAUGACUCAACAGUGGCCAUGUUUACAUGCAUUCCAAAAAUCUGAGCUUUAUCUGAUUUCAGGAGUUAUCAGAUUAUUGAAAUGUCAUGUAAACAUCUCAAAGUUCUUGUCACACUCAAAUGACCAGCAGGCAACUGGUUAGAAAUAAAAGUGACUGUGAUUAUUUAUGAAACUUUUCUACUGCUUUUAAAAUUAGGUGUUUACCAGCAUUUCUGAAUCGCUUGGUAAAAAAUCUUAAAUGCUGCGUUAUUGCUGUACAGUUUGGUGUGAAAUACCUGUUUGGAGUUGAAGACAUUUAAUUGUAAUUGGGGUACUUUUUUUUACCCCUGUGUAGAUAUUACGGGAGAGAUUCCUGAUCUCUCCAAAGAAACCGAUUCAAGAGUGCUAAAAGUUUGUUUUUAAUGUAAAGUUUUAACUGUAGUAACUGUAGGGGACUGCAUGACUGAGCGUGUUUCUUAACAGUCAGAAUGCCAAGAUGAAUAGUGUUUUGUUUUUUGUUGUUUUGGUUUUUUUUUUUUUGCGGGGGGGGGGGGUUGCAUUUUGCUUUAUUUUUUUCUUAGUUUUUCUAAGUGCCUCCAGGCUCAGGGAUUGUGUAUAAAAUCUCACUUCAUUGUACUCAUAAUUUAUGAUGGAUAAUAGUUUUUAUGCUAAAACAUGUUAAAGCAUGUAAUCAUGAGUUUGAUCAAUGUGUAACCUUUAUAAUUUUAGCAACACAAUUUGUUUUUAUAUUUAAUGACAUCUUCACAUUUGUAUUAUUAGUAGUUGUUAAAUUGACAUGUUUCUUCUUGUACUGAGACUGUUUCAUGAAGUGUUUCCAUUCUAUUAUUUUUUGAAUGCAUGGCGUGAACUUGGUUAUAAUCUUAAGGUUUUAUUAGUGUGGCAUAAUAAUAAAAAAGACAUUUUAUCAUUUAA
This is a messenger RNA of Boleophthalmus pectinirostris (great blue-spotted mudskipper), 2826 nucleotides long. RefSeq names its product transmembrane protein 161A (gene tmem161a). The record is from RefSeq and is a predicted model, not a curated record. The transcript is spliced from 11 exons. Bases 105 to 1595 code for a protein of 496 amino acids. NCBI's taxonomy places the organism in Eukaryota, Metazoa, Chordata, Actinopteri, Gobiiformes, Gobiidae.